Molecule: messenger RNA, 1719 nt
Organism: Galeopterus variegatus (Sunda flying lemur)
Lineage: Eukaryota; Metazoa; Chordata; Mammalia; Dermoptera; Cynocephalidae
Gene: GMPR2
Product: guanosine monophosphate reductase 2
Exons: 10
Coding region: 249-1295 (348 amino acids)
Biological process (GO): nucleotide metabolic process
Cellular component (GO): GMP reductase complex
Molecular function (GO): GMP reductase activity
Source: RefSeq, a predicted model, not a curated record
ACAGGAAAAACAGUACCCGGGAUGGAGACACCGUGGAUAAUCGCAACCACGCGACAGAUCGGGGCUACAGGCUUCAGGGACCACAUCACGACCUAUUCCCGACCUUAGACAACUUAAGCGAGGAGUGAAAUGAAUACUGCUGCCAGUCCUAACAGGGCAUUAAGGCCAAAGGUGAGAUUGAUUCAGGUUCCUCCUGACUUUUUCUACCUUCUAGCCCUCAGAUUCGUCACUACCUCGAGGCCCCCACCAUGCCUCAUAUCGACAACGAUGUGAAACUGGACUUCAAUGAUGUCCUGCUGAGACCCAAACGCAGCACCCUUAAGUCUCGAAGUGAGGUGGAUCUCACAAGAUCCUUUUCAUUUCGGAACUCAAAGCAGGUGUACACUGGGGUCCCCAUCAUUGCCGCCAAUAUGGAUACUGUGGGCACCUUUGAGAUGGCCAAGGUUCUCUGUAAGUUCUCCCUCUUCACUGCUGUCCAUAAGCACUACAGCCUCGAUCAGUGGCAAGAGUUUGCUGGCCAGAAUCCUGACUGUCUUGAGCAUCUGGCUGCCAGCUCAGGCACAGGCUCUUCUGACUUUGAGCAGCUGGAACAGAUCCUGGAAGCUAUUCCCCAGGUGAAAUAUAUAUGCCUGGAUGUGGCAAAUGGUUACUCUGAACACUUUGUUGAAUUUGUAAAGGAUGUGCGGAAGCACUUCCCCCAGCACACCAUUAUGGCAGGGAAUGUAGUAACAGGAGAGAUGGUGGAAGAGCUAAUCCUCUCUGGGGCUGAUAUCAUCAAAGUAGGAAUUGGGCCAGGCUCUGUGUGCACCACCCGGAAGAAAACUGGAGUGGGGUAUCCACAGCUCAGUGCAGUGAUGGAGUGUGCAGAUGCUGCUCAUGGCCUCAAAGGGCACAUCAUUUCAGAUGGAGGCUGCAGCUGUCCUGGGGAUGUGGCCAAGGCUUUUGGGGCAGGGGCUGACUUCGUGAUGUUGGGUGGCAUGCUGGCUGGGCACAGUGAAUCAGGUGGUGAGCUCAUUGAGAGGGAUGGCAAGAAGUACAAGCUCUUCUACGGAAUGAGUUCUGAAAUGGCCAUGAAGAAGUAUGCUGGGGGCGUGGCUGAGUACAGGGCUUCAGAGGGUAAGAUGGUGGAAGUCCUCUUUAAAGGGGAUGUGGAACAUACCAUCCGGGACAUCCUAGGUGGGAUCCGCUCUACAUGUACCUAUGUGGGAGCAGCGAAGCUGAAGGAGUUGAGCCGGAGAACUACCUUCAUCCGAGUCACCCAGCAGGUGAAUCCAAUCUUCAGUGAUGAGCACUAGACCUGAGCAGAUCUGUGCUCCCAAGACAACAUACCCAUCCCACAUACUGUGGCUGUGUAUUACUUUGUCAUUUCCUAUUGUCUUACUCCUGAGAGCUCCUGCAAUCACUCUAUAUUUCUCUAUGGGCACACUGGAAAUGCUCAAGGCACUUACUAGGGAGGAAGCAAGGAAGAAAACAGUCUGAGAAAAUGAUGUGAGAGAAUCAAAUGGUAAUCUAAGGACCCAGCAUCCUGAAGAUUAUGAAAAGGAAAAGACACUGAUUGAUACAUAAUGUUUUAUAUGGCCUUGAUCUGGAUGAGGCAGGCUUUUAUAACCAUGUCUUGUUAGCUUCAUUAAAUGGGACCCUUCAAAUAUCUAAAAAGCUAAAAAGAAGUGUUUACAUAUUUGAAAUACCUCAAUAAAGAGAGAUCCCACUGACUAAAAA